GUCAGGACGGGAGCAGAGAGAUAAACCCACUCUGAGAGUUCCAGGGUCGGGGGACAAAAACACUGAAAAUCGUCGUGUCCUGCUUUCGCCCGGCACUGUUUGUGUUUCAUCACUUCAUCAAAGAGAGGGAGGCCAGCCCAGGAUGAACGGCGACUCAGGUGCGGGAGUGGUGACGGCCCCCCCUCCCACCACAGCCCCUCACAAGGAGCGGUACUUUGACCGGGUGGAUGAGAGCAGCCCGGAGUACCAGAGGGAGAGGAACAUGGCGCCUGACCUGCGGCAGGACUUCAACAUGAUGGAGCAGAGAAAGAGGGUCUCCAUGAUACUACAGAGCCCGGCAUUCUGCGAGGAGCUGGAGACGAUGAUCCAGGAUCAGCUGAAAAAGGGAAAGACACCCACAAGCCUGCUGGCCCUGCAGCAGAUCGCAGACUUCAUGACCACCAGCAUGCCUUCCAUGUAUCCCGCCGCGCCGCAGGGAGGCAUGGCGGCGCUCAACAUGAGUUUGGGGAUGGUCACUCCGGUCAACGAUCUGCGUGGGUCCGACUCGAUUUCUUAUGACAAGGGCGAGAAGAUUCUCCGCUGCAAGCUGGCUGCCUUCUAUCGGCUCGCUGACUUGUUCGGCUGGUCCGAGCUUAUUUACAACCACCUCACAGUCCGAGUGAACUCAGAGCAGGAGCGCUUCCUCAUCGUCCCUUUUGGACUUCUUUACAGUGAAAUCACUGCUUCCAGUUUGGUGAAGAUAAACAUUCAAGGCGAGAUAGUCGACCGGGGCAGCACCAACCUCGGGGUCAACCAGGCCGGCUUCACACUCCACUCUGCCAUCUAUGCUUCCCGGCCUGACGUCAAGUGUAUCGUGCACAUACACACAGCUGCAGGUGCCGCGGUGUCGGCCAUGAAAUGCGGGCUCUUACCCAUCUCGCCAGAGGCGCUGUCCCUGGGCGAGGUGGCCUAUCAUGACUACCAUGGCAUUCUAGUGGAUGAGGAGGAAACUGCCCUCAUACAGAAGAAUCUGGGGGCGAGCAGCAAGGUCCUCAUCCUCAGGAACCAUGGCCUGGUGUCAGUGGGUGAAACAGUGGAGGAAGCUUUCUAUUACAUCCACAACCUGGUCACCGCCUGUGAGAUUCAGGUGCGAACACUGGCAAGCGCUGGAGGCCCAGACAAUCUGGUGAUGCUGGACCCGGGGAAAUACAAGUCGCGCCCCCGGGUCCCCGAGCCGGCUGGUGAAGGGUCUGCCGCUCAUCCCAAGUGGCAAGUCGGGGAGCAGGAGUUUGAGGCCCUCAUGAGGAUGCUUGACAACUUGGGCUACAGAACGGGCUACCCUUACCGCUGCCCGGCAUUGCGAGACAAAGGCAAAAAGUACAGUGACGCGGAGAACGCUUCCUCCGCCCACUCGUACGGGGAGGACAGUGACUCAGGUGCUCGCUCCCCGCUGAAGCACAGCUUCCAGCGCGGCCAGCGCGACAAGACCCGCUGGCUCAAUGCCGGCGGCCGGCCCGACGAGCCCUACGAGGACGGGCCCGACGGCAGCAGCCCCAAGUCGAAGCCUAAGUGGACAAAGGAGGAUGGGCUCCGCCAGGCUGCCGCAGCCAAUCAGUUCAUCCCGUUGAACACCAACCCUAAGGAGGUUUUGGAAAUGAGGAAUAAGAUCCGAGAGCAGAACCUGCAGGACAUAAAGACGGCCGGCCCCCAGUCUCAGGUUCUUUGUGCCAGCUCAGUGGUGGAUCGCUCCUUCAACCAGGACGCCCCUCUGUCUGACUGUACAGACACUAUUGAUGGCCUCGAUGUGUCCGAGGGGUCCUAUAGUCCUGCUAAAUCUAUUAGAAAGGGCGAGCUCAUCACCGCGUCCAAGGCCAUCAUCGAGAAGGAGUACCAGCCCAAGGUCAUCGUCAGCAAGCAGGGCCCCAACCCCUUCACCAAACUGACCGACCAGGAGCUGGAGGAGUACCGCAGAGAGGUGGAGCAGAAACAGAAAGGACCUGAAGCUCCACAGCCUGCAGCAGCCUCCCCCGGCUUAAAGACCGCUGGGAGCCCGGUGCCCAGAGAGAAGGCCCCCGCCGCUCCUGCCGUGCCGGGGGAAGCGGAACAACCCCGGAGCUGCGCCGACGCCGAUGACGUUUUUUCAGCCCCGGACGAGGUUUUUCCCGCCCCGGGUUCUCCGCAUAAGGAGUUCCACUGUGCCGUGGUGCGGGCCCUCUGCAAGGAGCCGUCAGUGGUAGAGGCGGCAGAGGCAGGUCAGGCUCCAGAUGCAGAGCAACCGAUGGAGUCCGAGGAGGAGCCCAAAGCGCUGAAGCCCACCUCCACGCCGCCCAGCACCCCCGUCAGAGCAGAAGAAGAAUCCCUGCCCGAACAAACCUUUAAGGACGAGAGCGACGCCGCCACGCUGAGACAGACCCUUCCAGACCUGACACCCGACGACCCCUCCGACGCUCCGGCACUUCCCGCUGAAGACUCCGCCGCCGCCGCCACCACAGCAGCCGCCCCCGAAGCCGCGGACGCGGCCGAGGGGGAGGAGCCUGCCGACGCCGGCGAGCAGGAGGGCGACGAGUCCCCCAGCAAGUCUCCCUCCAAAGAAAAAGAAGUUCCGCACUCCUUCCUUCUUGAAGAAAAACAAAAAAAAGAGCGAGUCCUGAGUUGGAUGCUGUUGGAUGUGGUCACCGCUGGCCGCCGCCUCUUUUCGUUUUUCCGCUUCCUGUCUGUUAUCAUUGCCCCCGCCCCCCUCCCAGCAAGCUGCAGCUACUCGCCGUUCCGCUUUUCGUUGUUUUGAUAUCAUUUGUUGCUAGCUUAUUAACCUCCCCCCACCCUCGUCCCGCUAGUGUGUGCCAACUUUGUAUACAGUGUAAAAAUGAUUGCAUAAAGGUUUUUAAUUAUCGGAGGCUCUUAGUUGUGAAUGAGUGAUGCAUUCGGUCUCGUCCACUCCAUCUGGCCUUUCAAUGCAUGUCAAUUAUUUACAGGUCCACACUUGCGCUGUGAGCUUUUUAGGCUGUUAUCCUUUUUUUUUUUUCCCCUUUUUUUUUUCCAAGUGUUAUUAAACCAUAUAACCACUAGAAUGUAUUGGGAUUGUAUCAAAGUACUUUAAAAGUGUCUUUAAAAAAAAA
This is a messenger RNA of Salarias fasciatus (jewelled blenny), 3095 nucleotides long. RefSeq names its product adducin 1 (alpha) (gene add1). The record is from RefSeq and is a predicted model, not a curated record. Gene Ontology annotation, cellular component: plasma membrane; cytoskeleton; adherens junction. Gene Ontology annotation, biological process: positive regulation of adherens junction organization; positive regulation of establishment of endothelial barrier; barbed-end actin filament capping. Lineage: Eukaryota; Metazoa; Chordata; Actinopteri; Blenniiformes; Blenniidae. Gene Ontology annotation, molecular function: actin filament binding.